GUAACAGUCAGCAUCUGGUGUGGCCACCAGCUGCAUUAGGUACUGCAGUGCAUCUCCUAAUGGACUGCACCAGAUUUGCCAAUUCUUGCUGUGAGAUAUUACCCCACUCUUCCACCAAGGCACCUGCAGGUUCCCGGACAUUUCUGGGGGGAAUGGCCCUAGCGCUCACCCUCCAAUCCAACAGAUCCCAGAUGUGCUCAAUGGUAUUGAGAUCCGGGCUCUUCGCUGGCCAUGGCAGAACACUGACAUUCCUGUCUUGCAGGAAAUCACGCACAGACCGAGCAGUAUGGCUGGUGGCAUUGUCAUGCUGGAGGGUCAUGUCAGGAUGAGCCUGCAGGAAGGGUACCACAUGAGGGAGAAGGAUGUCUUCCUGUAACGCACAGCAGAGUGAAUUCAAAGGGCAUAGUCUUUUACAGUACGACAGAAAAGCACACCGAAGAUCACUCUCCCUCAAUAUUAUUCAAGUAAUUAGACCACGUUUAAAAUCAUAUUCAGUAUCUCCAGCACCUUACCUACCAUACCUACAGUUUGUGAAAACUUAUUUUUGGUCGACUAUCAAUUUCUCUAAAAUAUUUAGCAGUUUGAUGCAUAUAGGGGCUUAGAACUAAUUGAGAAAAUGCUGAUUGACUAAUGGCCAACAAGCUAUGACAACCAUGCUUGUAAACAAAUUAUAGUGUUCAAAAACCAUAUUAAUUAGUAGGUGACGUGACAAGUCAGCAUGUGAGAGAAGUCUGAGUCUUACAAGUUUCCCACUAGUAAUGGCAUAAGUGUAUAAAGAUGGCAGAGUACAGAUGUGACUUUUUUUGCAGUAUCGAGAGUUUUUAAACUAUGGGGCGCAACAUAAUUCAAACGCACCAAUUAAUCAGCACAAUCUACUAUCUAGUUUUUUCAAAUUGCUGGUGUUUUGUGAGCUAGAAUUGGAUCAUGGACACCGUGUUAAUGCUGACACAAAAACAUAACGUAGAGCCAUCUAUAAUAUGGCUAACUUAGCAAACUAAGCAUUUGUGAUAAGUGCAUCUUUAUGCAUGCCUGCUAUUGCGAGUUGGAGGGACGUUCAAUUGGAUUUUCAAAGUAGUAUGAGGUAAAUACCACCUUCCCACUUGGUUAUGAAUGCAGCAAAAGACUACCUAUCUACACCGUUUUUAUCCAAUCUAUGCUGUGGCUGAAGUCAGAAAAAUAGCAAAUUGGCCAUCAAUUGUAACCAUUGACUAAGGAUAUCAGACCAAAACAGGAGCGGAAUGUUUGAAGUGUAACGCCCCAUAAUAGUAUUUACUUUUUAAAUGUUUUUUUCCAGGGCCACCCAGUUGGUGGCGGCAAUACAAUGCAAAUUGUGGAACGCCAUAAAAUCUCAGCGAAUAAGAAGCAGAGUGACAUCAUUUCCGCAAACAUUUAAAUGUCCUUACAUUGCUGGUAUUACCUGUCGAAAUCACUGAUGUGUAAUAAGAACCGUACAUAUUUUUGGGAGAUUCAUACAUUUUUUAUUAAUAACUGUUAGCUUGCAGCAAUAUUGAUUAACGAGGCUUUUCAGAGACAAUUAUCUACCAUUGUCGUGGUAUUAGUUGCAGCGGCAGUUGCGGAGAUGUGCAGACUCCUCGAUGAGUGCUCUGCUAUUGGUAUGCCUCUAAAGUUGGUCCAGCAGAAUGAGGAAAGUAUUUUGCUGAAGAGUAGGCUUCAACGUGUGAACAAAACCAAGACCAGACAAUUCUCAUCAUUCAUGAAGAUGUUGGGUAAAACAUCAUUGGAAGAAAUGGCCAUGUUAAUGAAGGUAAUCAUGGUCGAAAGGGAGAGGGCUGGCAUGAGCGCCCAGAGGCGUGUCAGUCGGGCAAGGGGGACAGAGGAAGGAGCACCAGGAGGAGACAGUCUUCAUUUCCACAACUACUGCACUGACACUGUCUCUGAGAGUGCUCACCAAGAGGAGGAUGACUUUAACCCCCAGACCUCACCUGCUUCAGAGACACAAGACAACCAGAGAAACAUGGAGCCAAACUCGGGCAGGAAUGGAGAAGAUGCCCAGUGUGGAGGGGAACCUACUGGAGACUUCAAUGCACAACACAUCAGCUGUACCUGACCAGUCGAAAGAACCUUUCCAAGCCAAACCGCUACGCAAUGGGGUGGCCUAGUGGUUAGAGCGUUGGACUAGUAACCGAAAGGUUGCAAGAUCAAAUCCCAGAGCUGACAAGGUAAACAACUACAAUCAUGCAGUAAAGUUAGUGUACAUUCAGUAAGCAGUUACACCAGCAGGCCACGGUGGCAAUAACUUAGUAAAACCAAAAGCUUACGUUGGAAGAGUUCCUGUGUACACCUGUUUACACUGUGUUGUAAUAGCCUAGCUACAAUAGCAUCCCUCUUUCAGCAGGGUGUGUCGGUAGGCUAUACUAGCUAGCUGCAUUUGCUAGCUACGAAAGUGGAAAAAAAAUACUUUCUCUCUUGCUUCUCCUUCGGAAGAAAUUAAUUUGUUAAACUGUUAAACUAUUUUCUACAACUCAACACAUUUAAUGCAGUUCUAGCUAGCUGUAGCUUAUGCUUUCAGUACUAUAUUCAUUCUCUGAUCCUUUGAUUGGGUGGACAUGUCAGUUCAUGCUGCAAGAGCUCUGAUAGGUUGGAGGACGUCCUCUGGAAGUUGUCAUAAUUACUGUAAGUUUAUGGAAGGGAAUGAGAACCAUUAGCCUACUAGGAUUUGUACUCUGAGGAGGAUGGAAGCUAGCUGUCCUCUGGCUACCCAAUGGUUCUACCCUACAGAGUGCUGUUGAGGCUAAUGUAGACAUUAUUUGACAUUAAUUACUUUAUAUUUAGUAUUGGUUUUAUCUAAGAAGGCUAACUUUUUAAAUAUGUUUUAAAAUGUACAUUUGUAUGAAAUUCACUGGGGAUAUGUCUCCUCUUCCUCCUCUAAGGUGCCUCCACUGUUCAAGACUGGCCUUUUCAAGGCUCUCUUGAGUCCUAAUGGUAUUAUUUUCUGAAGUUUUGGGGGUAUGAUGAAAAUGAUAAGAUCAACACCUGGUUAAAUGAAGGGAUAUAUUUCUUAUUUUUCGUUUGAAACAAAUACACAGAAGAAAGUUAAAUACCUUUUGGUAUUUAAGUGUUGAUCCCAUAUUUCAAUGGCAGAAAUAAAAGAUCCUAGACAUUUUCCAUACGCACAAAAAUGUUAUUUCUCUGUGCGCAAAUUUGUUUACAUCUCUGUUGGUGAGCUUUUCUCCUUUGUUAAGAUAAUCCAUCUACCUGACAGGUGUAGAAAAUAGAAACCCACUCAGCCUGGAAGACUGGGCUGACUGUCAGGCAUCCUUCAAGGCUUAAAUACCCCACGAGGGCUUAGUUGAACCACGAGGUCUUAGCUCAAGGUAAGGGACAUUUAGCUUGCUAACGUUCUAAUUUAUAAAUGACAAUGAGCUCCAAACACAUGAAAGUAUGAUGUUAAAAGGAAGUGUUGCCAUCGAUUUUAAAAAAUGUGCUGAUCCACCAUGGGCUGUCGCUUAAGUUAUACUGUCAAUCUAUCAUCAAUAGAUCCAGUCAUAUUUAAAAUUUCUUGUGAUCUCGACAAAACUUUUAUGUAGAGGUCAUGAUCAUUUAGCGGUCAUGAUCUCUACAUAACUAGGGAAUAUCUCUGGACUUCUGUACUGUAGCCUAUUUCACUUCCUCAAAACCCCAGAAUGAAUCUAAGAUAACUCAAUAAAUCUGCAAUGAAUUUUGACGUUUUUUUUUCCUGUGGAUGUUUUAGUUGUGCAAUUUAACAUCUAGUGAAGGUGUUUGUUGCAGUAUUUCUUAAUACAUGUUGCACAUUUUUGUACUUAUGUUAACAAAGUCAGAGCUGCUGGGCAGGUCUGUCUCACUGUCUAUGCUAUUGGAUAGAGGGCAAUCACCGCAACGGUACACACAAUGUUAGUGGGUAAAUGGACAUUGUCAAAUCAAAACCCAACCUUAUUUUACCCGUUGGGACGCACGGAUGUUCCAAAAUCUGUUUUAGACGAGACUCACUUUAUGACCAAAAUUAUCCUAUUUGCUCGUAGUACAUUUUGACUCUCGAAUAACUGUUUCUGACUCAUAUGGAUGCCACACAGGCCGUUCCAAAUGUAUAUGUAGAUUUUUUUUAAAU
This is a messenger RNA of Oncorhynchus keta (chum salmon), 4087 nucleotides long. RefSeq names its product zinc finger protein OZF-like. Gene Ontology annotation, cellular component: nucleus. The record is from RefSeq and is a predicted model, not a curated record. The coding region runs from base 1580 to 2068 and encodes 162 amino acids. Lineage: Eukaryota; Metazoa; Chordata; Actinopteri; Salmoniformes; Salmonidae. The transcript is spliced from 4 exons. Gene Ontology annotation, biological process: regulation of transcription by RNA polymerase II. Gene Ontology annotation, molecular function: DNA-binding transcription factor activity, RNA polymerase II-specific; RNA polymerase II transcription regulatory region sequence-specific DNA binding.